GGCCGAGCCGAGCCGAACCGAGCCGCGCUGCCGAGGGCCGCCGAGCCCGCAGCCGCCCCCGGCCGAACCGGGCGGCCCCGCCGGCACCGGGCCCCGGAGCUCUCCGCGGUGCUGAACGGCGCCGCCGCGCCCGCGGGACGCCGGCCCGGAGCGGCUCGGCCCGGCGCGGCGCGGCGGCCGCGGGGGAUGGAGCCCUUCCUGGGCUGCACCGGCGCCGCGCUCCUGCUCUGCUUCAGCUACGCCGGUCUGCGGCCGGUGGAGGCAGACAGCCCUUCGGCUCCGGUCAAUGUCACAGUCAAACACCUGAAGGCCAACUCAGCUGUAGUGACUUGGGACGUUCUGGAGGAUGAAGUUGUCAUUGGAUUUGCCAUUUCCCAGCAGAAGAAGGACGUGCGGAUGCUGCGCUUCAUCCAGGAGGUGAACACCACCACCCGCUCCUGUGCCCUCUGGGACCUAGAGGAGGACACUGAGUACAUUGUGCAUGUCCAGGCCAUCAGCAUCCAAGGCCAGAGCCCUGCCAGUGAGCCAGUCCUCUUCAAGACCCCCAGGGAAGCUGAGAAACUGGCUUCUAAAAAUAAAGAUGAGGUGACAAUGAAGGAGAUGGCGAAGAAAAACCAACAGCUGCGCGCAGGGGAAAUACUCAUCAUUGUGGUGGUGUUGUUUAUGUGGGCAGGGGUGAUCGCCCUGUUCUGCAGGCAGUACGACAUCAUCAAAGACAACGAGCCGAACAACAGCAAGGAGAAAGCCAAGAGCGCCUCAGAGAACAGCACCCCCGAGCACCAGGGUGGGGGGCUGCUCCGCAGCAAGUUCCCAAAAAACAAACCCUCAGUGAACAUCAUUGAGGCAUAACAGCUGCUGCUGCUGGACUCCACUCCUCACGCUGAGCCUCAACGACCGGGGAGGUGAAAUAGCAUCAGAGCGAUUGGGAAGGAGAGCCAGCAACUGUCACUGGAUGGCACACAGCUCCUUCCUCAUCUGUGCUCUGCAAAUAUCUGAGCAGAAGGAAAAGCCCUGCAAAAACAGAACUACCCAAACCCAACCAAGAUGGAAAAGCACCAUUGAGAGCUGCUGCCUGUGGUCCUGCGUGGGACUCAUGGGUCACUGCAUGGGAGCGGUCUCUCUCGCUCCUCUCCACCCUCACACUCCAUCUCCUGGAACAAUUUCCUCUCUUUGGAAACGUACAAUGUUUUGUUGUAGCGCUGUCUCACUGUCACCCCAUCUGACAGCAUUGCUGUGAGCUCCAGCAUCACCCACCAGCACUGCCCCUGAGCCAGAAGGAAGGAAGGAAGGAAGGUCAGCAGCUCACUGCGCUGCUGUGUGCUCUCAGCUUGCCUUGUUCCAUUGGCACGCGUUGUGUAAUGUCUCACAGGUGGGUCUGCAAGAAACAGAGGAAAGAGAUGCACCCCAGGCUGCAGUCCCACUGCGGGAGCUGCCUUGGCUGCUUCCCAGCCACGUUCCAGCACCGCUGCCUCCCAUCACACAGUGCUGUUCUUCAUCUCAGACAUUUGGGGCACAGAUCGAGACGAGGGGGCACCAGAAGGCCCUGUUCAGCUUCCAGGGUAAAUCCAACCAUCUUCUUCGUGGUAUUUUCAGCAGCUGCAGUGUGAGAACACUCCAUAACAUGUAGCCAGUCAGCAAAAAAAGAAAAAAAAAAAAGAAAAAAAAAGAAAAAAAGAAAAACUGAUGAUACCCGUCGCUAUGCAAGGUCCCGGAGGCAAUGGCCAUUUGUUGCAGAAGGCUUUUGCCUAAGGGACCUUUUUCUGAGGGCUUCAGUUCUUAAUGGCUUCUCCCCGCGGGGUGCGGUGGGACGGCCCGGCUCUGCUCCGCGAUGCCGGGGCUGUGCCGGGCAGCCCUCCGUGCGCACGGGGUCGCGGAAGGGGCCGGGUCUCCUCCCUGCUGGGACGCCCGGGAGCGCAUCGCAUGGAACAGAUUAACUCUCGUCGUGUGCCAUGGGGUAUCUGUAUUUACCUACUCCACAAAACCACACCACAUGCACAGGGGGAUGAGGCAAGAUCCUAUUUGCUCCAUCAGACAGGUUGGCCUGAGGAGGGCUUUAAUCUCUUUACACCACACCUGAGUUAAAGCCCCCGCACGGAACCGGGCCGGCAGCUGCCAGAGCCGCUCCGCCUCCGCAGCGCCGACGGCUCCGACACAGCGCAGGGGGGGCGGCACCGGGAUUCUGCCCCGGCUUUGUGGACAAGGAGGGCUUCCCCUGCGCCAGCUCCAGGCCGACCACUGCGGUCUCUUCCACGGAUCCUUUGCCAGAACGUAGUCCUCCAUCACCGAGAGGGAGAGGUCAACACCUCUGAUACAGACAGAGCAAUAAACAUUUUAUAAUGUACAAUAAAA
Messenger RNA from Gallus gallus (chicken), 2349 nucleotides. It is a transcript of the gene FNDC5, whose product is annotated as fibronectin type III domain containing 5. NCBI's taxonomy places the organism in Eukaryota, Metazoa, Chordata, Aves, Galliformes, Phasianidae. Gene Ontology annotation, biological process: positive regulation of brown fat cell differentiation. The transcript is spliced from 6 exons. Gene Ontology annotation, molecular function: protein binding. The record is from RefSeq and is marked validated. The coding region runs from base 187 to 849 and encodes 220 amino acids.